Pistacia vera is the source of this 3024-nucleotide messenger RNA. RefSeq lists its product as uncharacterized. The record is from RefSeq and is a predicted model, not a curated record. Gene Ontology annotation, cellular component: endoplasmic reticulum; Golgi apparatus. NCBI's taxonomy places the organism in Eukaryota, Viridiplantae, Streptophyta, Magnoliopsida, Sapindales, Anacardiaceae. The coding region runs from base 446 to 2890 and encodes 814 amino acids. The transcript is spliced from 16 exons.
UAUUAACCCUUUUCACAAUCCAUCCUAUAAAGUUAUCAAAUUUUGUUCUUAUUUAAUAAGCAAAGUUCAUCAAAGUAUUCCCAAAUUUCAUCAAUUGAACUCAUCUUCCAACCUUCAUCAAACACAAACCCUUUUAAUUGACCAAUCAAAUCAUCAAAUUUCACGGAUCUUUAGAAAAUAUCAAACAAAAGAAUAAUAAUAAAAAUAAAAAUGAAAGAUAAAAAAUUGGUCUGCGGUGGCCACCGCCGUUGCUUGAGCCCCCACGCAGCUGGCCAGAUUUGACCGCCGCGUGGGGGCUUCACGCCGACUAAAUGUGGCCGACACUAAGGCCUCCGUUUUUCUCAGUUUGGGUAUGUGCAUAUUUUUAUUACAUCUUCAGAAUAUCUAAGAGGUAAGUUUGCUUGCACAGGUUUGUCAGACCAUAGAGAAAGAGUUGGGUGAAUCUAUGGAUGAUCUCUUCAUGGAUUUUGUCCAAAAACCUUUAGCCACAGCAUCAAUUGCACAAGUCCACCGUGCCAAGCUGAGUGAUGGGCAGGAUGUGGUUGUCAAAGUUCAACAUCAGGGCAUCAAGAAAAUUAUCUUGGAGGACUUAAAGGAUGCAAAAUCGAUUAUUGACUGGAUAGCUUGGGUAGAACCGUUAUAUGAUUUCAAUCCAGUUUUAGACGAAUGGUGCCGAGAAGCUUCAAAAGAACUUGACUUCAAUCUUGAAGCUGAAAAUACUAGAACUGUGUCUAGAAAUCUUGGCUGCAAAAACAGAGGCGAAGACAGCAGGCCUGCCAAUAAAGUGGAUGUUCUUGUUCCGGAAGUUAUUCAGUCAACUGAAGCUGUCCUGAUUUUAGAGUAUAUGGAUGGGAUACGUAUAAAUGACUCUGAAUCUCUGGAAGCUUUUGGUGUUGACAAGCAAAAGAUUGUAGAUGAAAUUAUACGUGCAUUUGCCCAUCAAAUUUAUGUUGAUGGAUUUUUCAAUGGUGACCCUCAUCCUGGAAAUUUCCUUGUUAGCAAGGAGGCUCCUCAUCGUCCAAUUUUGCUCGACUUUGGGCUCACAAAGAAACUAUCAAACUCUGUGAAACAAGCACUAGCAAAAAUGUUGUUGGCAGCUGCAGAGGGAGACCAUGUAGCUCUUUUGUCUGCCAUGGCAGAAAUGGGACUUACGCUACGUCUAGACUUGCCCGAGCAGGCAAUGGAGGUUACAACAUUAUUCUUCCGUGCUUCCUCACCAGCAGAUGAAGCUUUCGAUACCAUGAAAAAUAUUGUUGAUCAAAAGGAAAAAAGCAUGAAGCUUAUUCAGGAAAAGAUGAAAUUUAGCCAAAAAGAAAUUAAACGCUUUAAUCCUUUCGAUGCCUUUCCUGGUGAUUUUGUAAUGUUUUCAAAAGUCCUUACUCUCCUUAGAGGGCUUUCGUCCAUGAUGAAAGUUCGUACGGUCUAUCUGGAUAUUUUGAGACCAUUUGCCGAAUCUGUUUUAGAAGGAAACAAGAACAAGGGACCAGCAGAAAAUCCCCAGUGGAUAUACGAUACUCCAAUCCAUUCUGAAGUGGAAGCCAAGCUGAGGGAAUUUUUAGUUCAGCUGGGGAAUGAGGACAGAAUACUUGGAAUUCAGGUUUGUGUGUACAAAGAUGGUGAGGUCAUUAUAGAUACCGCUGCUGGAGUGCUUGGUAGAUAUGAUCCUCGUCCUGUUCAGGUUGAUAGUCUUUUUAGUGUUUCUUCGGUAACAAAGGGCAUCACAGCAGGCAUGGUACAUUGGCUUGUUGACAAUGGAAAACUCAAGCUUGAGGAGAAUGUUGCUAAGAUUUGGUCAGAAUUUGGAUCAAACGGAAAAGAUAUCAUAAAGGUCCAUCAUGUGCUUAACCAUAAAAGUGGUUUGCACAAUGCUUUGGUUGAUUUUGGAGCAGAAAAUCCUAUGGAAAUUGCUGACUGGGAUGAAUGUUUGAGGCUGAUUGCCAUGUCAGAACCUGAACCUGAAUGGGGCCAACAGCAAGUCUAUCACCAUACGUCUUUCGGCUGGCUGUGUGGUGGAAUAAUUGAGCAUGCAUCUGGGAAGAAAUUUCAGGAGAUACUUGAAGAAGCAUUCAUUCGACCGCUAAAUAUUGAAGGCGAGCUAUAUGUUGGAAUUCCACCAGGUGUGGAAUCUCGACUUGCAACUCUUACAAUAGAUGAAUAUGAUCUCAAAAAAUACGCAGACAAAUCUUAUCAUUCUGACCUACCCCCUGAGUUCCAGCUCAACAAAGUUGCAGAGCUCAUCACCACCUUGCCGGUUUUCUUUAACAUGCUGAACAUUCGUCGUGCCAUCUUACCUGCUACUAAUGGACAUUGCUCAGCCCGUGCAGUUGCACGCUACUAUGCAGCCCUAGCUGAUGGGGGAGCAAUCCCACCCCCACAUUCCUCUCUGUCCAAGCCAACGCUUGGUAGUCACACCCACAUCCCCAAAUUUCCUUCACAGAAGUCACAAAAGCCAAAAGGUAAGAAAAGCAAGGAGGUACCUGCUGCUUCAAAGGAAAACACAAACAGCAAAGGUAAAGAUGCUAGUGUUGAUGAUUACACUCGACUCAGAAAUCAUGGUAGCAAGAUUUUUAGUAACCCUAAAAUCCAUGAUGCAUUCUUGGGUGUGGGUGAUUAUGAGAAUUUGACCUUUCCGAAUGGGCCAUUUGGACUGGGAUUUAAGAGGUAUAAAGCUGCAGAUGGAUCAAUUAUUGGUUAUGGGCACUCAGGCAUCGGUGGAUCAACAGGUUUCUGUGACAUAAAAAACAGGUUUGCUAUCUCGGUGUCCUUGAAUAAAAUGUCAUAUGGUGCUACAACUGCAAAAAUCAUUGACUUAGUUUGUUCAGAGCUAGAUAUCCCACUGCCGGUUGAGUUUUUAUUUGUUAAGGACUUUGAGAAGCCUCUCUUUAGCUGAAAAUGAGUAAUCUCAUAUCCCAUUUGUAUAAAUUAUAUCCAAGUCAAAUAUUGGUUCCAUAGAGGAUGAAUUACCAAACAUUUCGUAAAGGAAUUAUAUUGAACAUGAGAAGGCACAGUGAGCUGUUUCUUUGC